Molecule: messenger RNA, 837 nt
Organism: Owenia fusiformis
Lineage: Eukaryota; Metazoa; Annelida; Polychaeta; Sabellida; Oweniidae
Source: the annotation of a GenBank genome assembly
GCAAGGGUGUGGGCCUCAUCUCACAAAUUAACAGCAUUUCUUUACUGCUUAGCCUAACAAUAACCGAAGCUUUUUCAAAGUGUUUCACAAAAGAAAGGUUUAACAUAAGAUUGAUCAACCUGUUAAUGAAAUAAAUUAGAAACAGAUUUAAUUUGAGGAUACAGCAGAUCGCCUUUAUGCGAAAUCGGCAGGCGUGGUAAUUCAAGGGUUAACGUUCAUUUCUGCCGGAUUGCACCGAGAGAUACUUUCCCAGGAACUGCAAACAAGUAGCACCUCAAUUCAUCUUUCAAUAUGCGGAUUAAACCACUGAUUUCACUUUUGCUGACUUUAGGAAUAAGUGGGACUCUGGUGACAGCUCAAGAUGGGGGAGUACAAGGGAAAAUAAAUUUGUGGGAAACACUUAUGACUGGCACAACUGCAGAUCCAGUCGGGGGUGGACCAGAUAGUGCUGUUGAAGAAAUAACAACCGAACGUGUUCCUGUUGAUGAAGAAGCUAUUGUUCCUGAAAGUGCAACUGGUACUGGUGAAGGAACAACAGCUGAACCUGUUCCUGUUGAUGAAGAAAUUAUUGUUCCUGAAAUGCAACUGGCACUGGUGAAGGAACAACAUCUGAACCUGUUCCUGUUGAUGAAGAAACUAUUGUCGCUGAAAGUGCAAGUGAGACUGGAGCUGCCACAUCAACAUUAGCUACUGAAACUCAUCCAGAGGUCAUAACAGAUGUGGUUGUUACAGAGGCAGACACCACAGAGGCAGCAACAACAAACACCCAGACAACAGAAGCAGCAAUACUAGAGACAGAGGCAGCUACAACAGAGGCCGACUCGACAGAGGCAGCUA